AUGGGUCGCCUUCAGGAAUACGAGGUCAUUGGGCGCCAUCUGCCCACGGAGUCCCAGCCCACUCCCACCCUCUACCGCAUGACCAUCUUCGCCCCUAACACCACGGUGGCCAAGUCCCGUUACUGGUACUUCAUGCGCGGCCUGAAGAAGGUCAAGAAGGCCACUGGUGAGAUCAUCGCCGUCAAGUCGAUCUACGAGAAGCACCCUCUCAAGGUCAAGAACUUCGGCAUCUGGAUCCGCUACGACUCGCGCUCCGGUACCCACAACAUGUACAAGGAGUACCGCGAGAUGAGCCGCACCGACGCCGUCGAGGCCCUCUACCAAGACAUGGCCGCUCGCCACCGCUCCCGCUUCAGGUCGAUCCACGUCCUCCGCGUCGACGAGCUCGAGAAGGGCGACGACGUCAAGCGUCCCUACAUCAAGCAGCUUCUCACCAAGAACCUCUCCUUCCCCCUCCCCCACCGCGUCAGCAAGAUCAGCAACCAGAAGCUCUUCAGCGCCAAGCGCCCCACCACGUUUGCGUAA
Verticillium nonalfalfae is the source of this 525-nucleotide messenger RNA. It is a transcript of the gene RPL20, whose product is annotated as 60S ribosomal protein L20. Gene Ontology annotation, biological process: translation. Lineage: Eukaryota; Fungi; Ascomycota; Sordariomycetes; Glomerellales; Plectosphaerellaceae. The record is from RefSeq and is a predicted model, not a curated record. The transcript has 4 exons. Bases 1 to 525 code for a protein of 174 amino acids. Gene Ontology annotation, molecular function: structural constituent of ribosome. Gene Ontology annotation, cellular component: cytosolic large ribosomal subunit; ribosome.